Tetrahymena thermophila SB210 is the source of this 4500-nucleotide messenger RNA. Its product is annotated as transmembrane protein, putative. The record is from RefSeq and is a predicted model, not a curated record. The transcript has 3 exons. NCBI's taxonomy places the organism in Eukaryota, Ciliophora, Oligohymenophorea, Hymenostomatida, Tetrahymenidae.
AUGAGAUUAGCUAGUAUUGAAUUUUCGGCUUUUUGGGAAAAAUCUGAAAUACAAAAUUAGCGUUUGGAUAUGAUGUCUGUUAUUGAAUUUUCUGAUUUAAAUACACUCAUAGCGAAAAAUUUAAAGCUUUUACUUUACGCAAAGAAAGAUUUACUUUAAUUUCUCAACUCUGAUUUUGUAGAACUAAAUGAUCUUCUAAUCAAAGGGUAAUAAUACGUUUAAUAGAGAGAUUUACUAGAAAAAUAAAUUUCUGAAAUAUUUGAUAUCAAUCCACAAUCUAGACAAUCUUAUUUUUAUGCUGAAAUAUAUUGUGAAAGUUUUGAUGUUAGACAAAGAAAGGUUCGUCACUUUGUAAAAAAUUCAAAAUUAAAAUUGCUUAAGUAACUUAAAAAAGAGGAUUUAGGAAUUAAUAUAUUUAGACAAAAAUCAUGUAUGGUCUAUAUUACAUUAUUGAAUCCGAUUGGGUACAUUAAAAGAGUUUCUAAUACAUUCGAAUAGCUAUUUGGUGUAAAGGGUGAUGAUGCUGUUGGAAAAAGCUGCAAUUUUAUGAUGCCAGAUGUUAUAGCAGGAAUCCAUGAUGAUUUUUUGAAAUAUUUUGUAGAAAGAGGCAAUCUUCACAAUUUAAAAAAGGGAAUCAUAUUUGGAUUUGGUAAAAGACUGAAUGGAUUCAUGUUUGCACUUCACGCCAGAACUAAGCUUGUUAUCGAUAAGCAAAAUGAUUUUGGAGUUGCAGGCUAUUUUGAAGAAGUUAACCCUGAUUAUGAUUAUUUUUUAUGUGAUCCAGAUGGAGGUAUAUUAGAUGUCACUGAAAGGAUUUUUGCUUAUUGCUUCUACGAUCUUUGGAAAUUAGAUAAGAAAAAAAUAGAAAAUUUAGAUGUAUGCAAGUUGAUCCCUCUUCUGUCUUACUAAAUCCACUAAGAGCACAAGCAUAUUCAAGCAACACAUUAUUAGACUUUGAUGUGCAUUCCUAUUACCAAUGAAAUGAUGACUCAUUUUAGAAAAAUAAAAAAAAUAGAGCCUACAAAUGAUGUUGGGAAUCUGCUUAGCAAAUUCAAAAACUUCAAUCAAUUUAUUUUUUUAGAAGUGAAUUUGCGCUACGAAUAAAUAGAUACAGCAAUAGGAGCUUCUGUGAAAUUUGUAGAAAUUACUCAUUUUAGAAGAAUAAGAAAAGAACCAGAAAUAAUUGAAAGCCUGAACUCUUUAAAAUAAGAACUUUCAAAGUUGUUGGACAUUUGUUUUGCAGUUAAAUACAAAUCAUCAAAUUAGAAUAAAAAAACAAUUGUUGAAGUAGAAUAAGAAGUUGUUAAACAGUCUAAGAAUAUAAAUAACAAGUAAGAAUCACCUAUUAGUUAAGAAAUAGAAACAGAUUUGAUAAAGUAGGUUUAAUGUUUUAAAAAGUCUAGUUUUAAUUUUAAUGUUAGCAAUAAUUUAGAAUGCAAUCAAUCUCCAAAUAAAUUAGAAAUAAGUGACUUCAUUAAAAUUUCAAAUCAAAAUUUGAUGAAGUCUCCUAGAGUUGAGGAAAAUCAACAAUUUUACAAGAUAGAAAAUACAGAUGGUUUAUAAAUUACUUAAUGUAUUCAGUCUCCAAAAUAUGAAUAAAUAACAGAAAGAUCCUAAAUUAGAGAUAUUACUUCUACAAACAGGGAUUAGCAAUACGGAUUCGUUUAUGAUGAAGAUAAUUUUCAAAGUGAUAAAAAUUUAUUUAGUGUCAACAGAGAUGAAAAUUGUAUUUUGAGGGCAUUAAAAGAAACUGAAAGAAAUUAUCAAUAAAAUUAAGAAAAUUUACUAAUAUUAAAUAGAAAGCCAAAUGAUGCUGAAAUAAAUCAAAAAGUUUAUUCAAAUGAUGAUUCAAAAAUUUUUUCAAAUAACUUUUAGAGUUUUGAUGUGAAUUUCAAUUAAACUAAAGAUAUAAUUUAACUUUAAAAUGAAGGAAAAUAAGUUUAUGGUGAAAUUUAUUAGUACUUAAACCAUAAUAAUGAGUAAUUAAACUUAUAAACUAAAGAAAAUAAGCAAUAAUAAAAGCUUAAUGAAGAGAACAAUUAAUAAAAUCUAAAUUAAUGUGACAGCAAUUAAUAAAAUUCAUAACUUUAAAAAUAAAAUUCAGAUUAAACACAACCAUAAGAUUAGAUUUAUUCACAAAGUUCAGGACUCCAUCAGACAAAUACAACUUAAAAAAAUUAAAAAUAAACAAAUUCAACUAUGCUAACUUCUUAAAUUCAACCUUUCACGAGCUCUCUUGAUAAUAAAUAAGUUAUUUAAACAGGUUUUGUUGUUGUGGAAAAAAAUAAAUCUCACUUAAAUAUUUAAUAAAUUAAAUAAUCUGAAUAGCAAGUUUACUUAAGAGAAAAAGUGAUUUAGAACGAUGAAGAUUCAAGCAUAAGUUAAUCCUCUUAAAGAAAACAAAACAUUUAUAGACUGAUUAGUAGUAAAAGAUAAAAAGAUUACUUAAAUGGCUAAGGAGAUUAAAAUAAUUUGUUUGAAGAUAUUUUUAAUAAUUCUGAAAAAGAAAAAGAAGCUAAGAAAUUUAAUGGAUCAAGCUCAAUAAGAAGCACUAGUAGUGAAUUACACUCUAAAAAAUUAGCAAUUAUUGAAGAGAUUAUGCAUAAAAAGCCUCCUAAAUUUGCUGAUAUUUUCAUAAAGAUAGGAAAAAUUAGUGGAUUAAUCCUACUGACAAUGUGCAUAAUAUAAUUUUUUUUAGCAAACAAUAAAAUCAAAACUUUAGAAUAAAAUAAUGACAAUGAAUAAAGCAUUGCAGCUUUUACAAAUAACUUUUUGAAGAUUGUAAGUAAUGUUGAGCUGAUAAGAAACAUAAAAGGUUUUAAUUUAAAUGAACUUAGUCUGUAAACUUUCAACGUUUCCUAAAUUUAGAGCUAAAGCAUGUUUUAUCUGUAAUAAUUUAAAAAAUCAAUGAAUAAAUACUACAAUUAGGAUGAAGAAAUAAGUGGAAUUGAAUUUUUCAACACCAAAUAAAUUUAGACAACCUUUAUAGGAGAGUUUAGUGAAUUUACAAGCUAGGACAGCAGUUAACCUAUUAUUUAAAGUUUGAAUUUCUUUAUUUAUUAUGCCUUUAAUUAUAUCCUAAAUUUAGAAGACAACUCAAAAAUUUAGGGCCCAAUCUAUACAAAUUUUGUUACUUGGAUAAAUAGCUUAAUAGAAUUUUAAUCAUUAUCUUAAAGUGAAAUGACUGACUCACUAAAUACCUUGACAAAUAGCUUAGAAGUUUUGUUUACUAUCACAUGCCUAAUAUCUUUUUUUUCUAUUGUAAUAAUUCUUCCUGUAAAUAUUUCAGUAGAAUCAAAAAAAGAAGAUCUUCUGAAACUAAUGUGCACUUUUCCUCCUGAAAAAAUGAUUCAAUAUAUAAAUCUAACUGAAGAUUCUAUUGUUAAGGCUAAUUAAAAUUAUCUAAUUAGAAUGCUAGAUAAUAAACUAAACAACGGCAGAUACAAUAAAAUAGUAAAGUAUGCAUAAAACACCAAAAAAAAUGGAGAUUCUCCUCAAAUAAAUUCUUAAAAUUUAAAUGUAAACUUUAAAUCUAAAAAAAAAACAAUCAGUUAAACUUCAAGUCUUAAAAAAACGAAUUUUUCGUCUAUAAUUUUGGCUACUUUCAUAUUUUGUUUACUGAUAAUAUAACCUGCAAUUAUGUUUAUUGUAACAAAAAAUUACAUAAACUAAAUUUAAGAUAAUUAUUUAAUACUAAAUACUUUGAACAAAGAUAGUCUCUUAAUGAAUUAAUUACUCUCUUCAUUAUUUAUUCAAACAAAUUAUAUCAGAGUUAAACAAAAUGCUUAAACUUCUUAAAUUUACCCAUCAACAACUCUUCCUAAUUUGUAAAACUAUACAAAUAAUUUAAUUUUAUCAGCAUAAGAGUAAAACAACUAGAUGUAUACACUUUAAUAAAAAAUUUAAAAUUGUUAAUCAAUUAGUUAGGUAGACAGAACAAAUUUCAUUUAGUUACUAAAUAGCAAUUUAUGUAUUAUUUUGCCAACAUAUAUAGCUAAUUAAAACAUGAAUUUGCCAGACUAAAACUAUAUUCCUUGCAAUACUGAAAUCUAUAAGCCUAUUUUAUAGCAAGGAGUAAUAAUCACAUAAACUAAAUUGCAAAGUUUAUUCAAAAGCCUUAUAUCGAGCUUUUCUUUGCAAGACUAUUCUCAGUAUACUUAAUCAAUAUAUUAAUUUGAUAGUUUAAACAACUUUAAUUAAAUGACUAAAGCUCAAGAAGACAUAGAUUUAUCAAUAAUUUCUAUAACAACGGUCAUUUAUGAAUAAGUAUCCAAUGACAUUUCUUACCUUUAAAUACUAGGAAUCUGUUUAUUCUGCUUUUAACUCAUUAUAGUUAUUAUUUUAUAUUACUUUUUAUGGCAGAGAAUUCUAGCUAAAAUUAAGCUUAGCUUUUUUUCUAUAAAAUAUAUUUUGACAUUAUUUACAAUUGACUAGCUUCUAGAAAAUUCCUAUCUAUCUAACUAUUUCUAAAAAACUAGAAAAGCGACAAUAAAUAAAUGA